This is a messenger RNA of Malurus melanocephalus (red-backed fairy wren), 753 nucleotides long. RefSeq names its product homeobox C12 (gene HOXC12). Gene Ontology annotation, molecular function: sequence-specific double-stranded DNA binding. The record is from RefSeq and is a predicted model, not a curated record. The annotation marks the transcript as partial. The transcript has 2 exons. Lineage: Eukaryota; Metazoa; Chordata; Aves; Passeriformes; Maluridae.
AUGGGCGAGCACAACCUGCUCAACCCGGGCUUCGUGGGGCCGCUCGUCAACAUCCACACCGGAGACGCUUUUUACUUCCCGAAUUUCCGCGCGUCCGGAGGGCAAAUCCCGGGAUUUUCGUCGCUCUCGUACCCGCGCAGGGACAACGUUUGCUCGCUGCCCUGGGGCUCGGGGGAUCCGGGCUACCCCCAGCCCUACCUGGGCACCCCCGUCACCCUAAACCCGCCCUUCGGCGGCCCCAAAGCGCCCUACGAGCUCGGCCGCGCCGACGACGCCAAAUGUUUCUAUCGCGACAGCGACAAACGAGACGAUCGAARCCGGGAGGGAUCGCUGCUGGCGCUGGAGCCGCUGGCGGCCCCGGSGGGAGCGGCGAAUUUGGGCAAUUUCGGGAAAUUCGAGUACCCGGGAGGCGGYGGAGAGGGGAUGGCGCAGGAUCCGCCCUCGUGUCAGUCCCUGGAGUCCGACUCGGGAUCGUCGCUGCUCAACGAGGGCCACAAAGGGGACGCGCCGGGCUUGGUGUCACCGCUCGCAGCGGCCGGAGGAGGUGAGGAACUAAAAAUGAGGGGCGCCCCGUGGUACCCGAUGCACACGAGAUCGCGGAAGAAGCGCAAACCCUACUCGAAGCUGCAGCUCGCCGAGCUGGAGGGAGAAUUUUUGGUGAACGAAUUCAUCACGCGGCAGCGGCGCCGGGAGCUCUCGGACCGCCUGAACCUGAGCGAUCAGCAGGUGAAAAUCUGGUUCCAAAACCGCCGC